Molecule: messenger RNA, 5590 nt
Organism: Equus quagga
Lineage: Eukaryota; Metazoa; Chordata; Mammalia; Perissodactyla; Equidae
Gene: P2RX5
Product: purinergic receptor P2X 5
Exons: 13
Coding region: 345-1715 (456 amino acids)
Biological process (GO): monoatomic cation transmembrane transport; response to ATP
Cellular component (GO): nuclear inner membrane; plasma membrane
Molecular function (GO): ATP binding; extracellularly ATP-gated monoatomic cation channel activity; purinergic nucleotide receptor activity
Source: RefSeq, a predicted model, not a curated record
GGGCUUGCGGCCCCGGGGAGCCCCUCCCAGGCCCGCGGCUGGGCGCUCGGUGCGGCGGUGUCACUGGGAGGGGAGGAGGGGAGGAAGAGGUGGCGGCAAGGUCGCAGUCCGAGGCUCGGGCGCCGGCCCCAGCGGAUCCCAGCGGCGGCUCUCUGAGUAUCCGCGCCGCUCGCCGGCCGGGCGCCCCCGCGCUCCGCCGCCCCCGGCGCUCGCCCGCCCGCCCGCAGGAGCCGCGCAGCGCCCACCGAGGUGGGAGGGCCGGGCGGCCGGGAGGCGGGCGCGCGGCGGCGCCCCGUGCGGCACACGUGCCGCGGUCGGCGGUUGGGCCCGGCUGAGACAGCAGCAUGGGACAGGUGGUCUGCAAGAGCCUCUUCCAGUCGCUGUUCGACUACAAGACCGCAAAGUAUGUCAUCGCCAAGAACAAGAAGGUGGGCCUGCUCUACCGGCUCCUGCAGGCCUCCAUCCUGGCCUACCUCGUGAUCUGGGUGUUCCUGUGGAAGAAGGGUUACCAAGACACCGACACCUCCCUGGAGAGCAGCAUCGUCACCAAAGUCAAGGGCGUGACCUUCACUAACACCUCAGAUCUCGGGGCGCGGCUCUGGGAUGUUGCCGACUACGUAAUCCCACCCCAGGGAGAGAACAUCUUCUUCAUUGUCACCAACCUGAUUGUGACUCCUAACCAGCGGCAGGGAACCUGUGCUGAGAGUGAAAACAUCCCUGAUGGCCUGUGCUAUAAGGACAGCGACUGCCCUCCUGGGGAGCCUGUUGUGGCUGGAAAUGGAGUGAAGACUGGCCGCUGCCUGCGGGCUGGGAAAAUGCAAAGGGGCACCUGUGAGAUCUUCGCCUGGUGCCCAGUGGAGACAAAGUCCAGGCCAUCGAAGCCACUCCUGGGCAAGGCUGAAGACUUCACUGUUUACAUAAAGAACUUCAUUCGCUUCCCCAAAUUCAACUUCUCCAAGACCAAUGUGCUGGACACCGAAGACAGAUCUUACCUGAAGUUCUGUCAAUUUGACCCCAAGAACCUCUACUGCCCCAUCUUCCGAGUGGGGUCCUUGGUCAGCUGGGCGGGGAGCAACUUCCAGGACAUAGCCCUGCAGGGUGGUGUGAUAGGAAUUCAGAUCGAAUGGGACUGUGAUCUUGAUAAAGCUCCCUCCGAAUGCAAUCCUCGCUAUCAUUUUAGCCGUCUGGACAACCAAUUUUCAGAAAAAUCUGUCUCUUCUGGGUACAAUUUCAGGUUUGCCAAAUACUACCGAGAUACAGAGGGGGUGCAGUUCCGAACUCUGAUGAAAGCCUAUGGGAUCCGCUUUGAUGUGAUGGUGAAUGGCAAGGCAGGGAAGUUCAGCAUCAUCCCCACGAUCAUCAACGUGGGCUCUGGGGUGGCGCUCAUGGGUGCUGGGGCUUUCUUCUGUGACCUGGUGCUCAUCUACCUCAUCAAAAAGAGCAACUUUUACCGCAACAAGAAGUAUGAGGAAGCCAGGGAGCUAGGGGUCUGUCUCCAGCCGGUGGAGUCCUCGCGGCAGGGUGGGGCCCCGGAGACUGAGGACGCGGCGGGGCCAGGGCUGCCAGAGCUGCCAGAGGCGCAGGACGGAGGUGGCAGCCCGAAGGAGAAUGGCUGUGUGUGCCGGCAGCUCCUCGAGCCCGCCAGGUCUGGCCAUCUGGGGAAUGGAAAGGUGAAUGUGGAGCAGCCACAGAACCUGCAGACAGUGGAGGCGUAGCCAGAGGUGUUGGCUGAGAGCAGAUUUGGCGAAGACCUUGGAGGCAGAACCGCCUGCAGCUCUGAACUGGGAAGAGUCGUCGUUGUGUCUGCAUGGGACGGGGCUUCCAGGCACAGCCAUCUCUCCUGCACUUUGGGAUCUUGCUACAAGCUUUUUGUUGUGUGUGUAGGGAGGGGAGCCCCCCAGUGGCUAGAAGGCUCAGAUCUAGAAGAGGAGGCCCUUGGAGAGGGAAGGGCGGCCGGUUUCACUUUUUCUGAGACUCCAAUUGGACAUUGAUGCAUUCAUACAUGCAGUAAACAUUUUUUGCUGUGGGCUGGACCCUAUCCAAGAGAUGCUUAAAUGAGACGCUGACCUGGCCUUCAGGGAGGGGAGCACAUUGUAAUUCCCUCAAGAGCCAAGACGUCACUGCCAGGCUCAGCCACUCCAGCCUUCCUCCAGCCUCUUGCUGAGACCUUCACAAAUGCCUCUAGAGAAUGAUGGCUCCUCAGAGGAAGACCUUAGCCAACAUCCAAGGGGACAUUUGGCUUUGCCCCAGGGAUCAAAUUUAAAGGUGGCAACCAGGAAAGGACUGGACCCAUCAGGAGGCAGCUGGCCCUUGAGGGGAGAGGGAGCCUCCGAGAGCUUCUAGGUAAGAGGGGAAGGGGAGGCAGGAGGCCUCUGCUCCAGUCUGACCGCCCGGCCUCGGGAACCUCUGGGCAUAGCGUCUCGUCCAGGUGGGCGAUCAUCUGCCUGUGUGGUUUGGCUCUUGCUGUUCUGUGGGGCUGGGUGUCCCUGCCCGGCUUCCCUCCCUCUCUCCUCAAAGGCUGGGUCUGAAGAGCUAAUGAGACAAUGGGUGGUGCUCACUCAGCAGGUGGAAACAGUUGUUGUUAGGGAGGCCCUCAGCCCUGCCCCUUCUUUCCCACCCAGACCCUGCAGAACUCUGCUGCUUCCUUCCCUUAGUGGCUGUAGAGCCUUACUACUCAAAGUAUGGUCCGUAAACCAGUAGCAUGGGCAUCACCUGGGAGCUUGAUAGAAAUGCAGUCUCCAGCCCCUCCCUCAUCCUCCUAAAUCAGAAUCUGCAUUUCAACAAGAUUCCCAGGUGAUCUGUGUGUACGUUAAAGUUUGAGGAGCACUCGUUGAGAUCUGCAAAGCCUGGUUCUGAGCGAGGAAAAGGCCAGCUUUGGUGGUGGCGCCCAUUUCUAGGUCAGACUUACAGGCAUUCUACCUUGAGAACGAGGGGAUCCCAGCCCUGGGGAAGUGGUAUUAUGCUUAAUUUGUUUAAAUUAAAAUAUUCUGACUAGAUAAUACUUAUAUGAUUCAAAAUUUAAAAGGUACAAAAGAAUAGACAGUGAAAAGCUCCCCUCCCACCCCUGUUCCCCAAGGCAACUUGUGUUACCAAUUCCAGGAGGCUCCCUUGUUUUGCUGAGAAUCCACUUGAUUACUUGCGCCCUCACUCAGCAAAUGAGCUUUUCCUGAGGCCUGCAGUGUCAGUCUCCUCUAUCAGAAAGGGACUCAAUGGAAUAUGCUUAAAUACUGGGCUGGGGAUCUGGCUAGCUCACCUCUUCCUCUCCCAAUGUCUGAGGAGCCUGUGUGUAAACCCAAGGAGGAACCUAGAACUCAUCACUCACUGCUGUCUGACCCACUUGGCAGCAAAGGCCCGCAGUGCUGCCUCUGGCCUAGCAAGCCCCACUGCUCCCACACACGAGGGAACGUCCUCUCUGAAGGGCUCUCUCUGGGCCUCGCUCGAGUCAGAGAAGCCUGGUUCCCCUCUGUACACAGAGGAGGCGGUAAGCAUCUUUCCACUGGGGACUUUGGAGACGGUCAGAAGGGGCCUGAAAGAGGGUCUCCGGCGAGGCUUUGCCACUGGGGCAGAGGGGAAUGGUCCUCAGAACAGGAACCCUUCUAGAGGAAGCAGCUCCCUCACCUUGGGCUGCCUGGUAACCUGUCAACAAGCCCACCCACCCUCUGAAUAGAAAAAUCCGGGUGAUCCACUGUGGUGUUUCACUUCUUCACUAAUGCAAACCCUUGGGUUUGAUAAUCUGGCAUGUUCCUUUUAUGUUUGGGAGGAAGUAAAAAGGGCAGGGGGUUGUGGCUGCUUAGGGGUUGGGCUGUUUUUGGAAUUGCUUUGCAGCAGCCAUAUAACUUGGCCAUAUAACCUGGGGACAGUCGUACUAUUUAUUUUAUACUGGAAUGAAAAUGUCUUCCUAUAGUAUUCAUUCAGUAAAUACUUAUUGAGUACCUGUUGUGUCAGGUGUGGGACUGAAUGCUGGUGACACAGUGGCGAGCAACACAGAAACAGCCCCUGCCCCAGUGCUUACAGUCUUUGUUAGCAGUGCCCUCGAGUCGACUCUGACUCCUAGCGCCCCCGUGUGCAGGAGAGCGGAACCCUGCCUGGUCUUUCUGUGCCACGCUCUCACCUUCCGGUGCUGUCAGACUAUGCUCUGCUGCUAGUCAUAGGGUCUUCAUGGCCAGUUGUUUGGGAAGUGGGUAGCCAGGUCUUCCUUCCUAAUCUGUCUAGUCUGGAAUCUCUGCUAAAACCUGUCCACUAUGAGUGACCCAGCUGGUAUCUGAAACACCGCCGAGUGCCGAAUCUUAACCACUAGACCACCAGGGCCGGCUGCUUACAGUCUAGGGGGCCGAAUCUUCAUCAGGGGUCAUGCAUGUAGUCACAGACUCAAGUGAGUUCUCAAUGAGUAGCCAGAGGUUUCCCCAAGGAACUGACAUCUGAAAGAUUAGUAGCAGUCUAACUAGGUGAUGGGGAAGCAUUCCAGGUAAGGGAACCGCAUGUGUAAAAGAAAUGCCUUGAUGUGAGCAGGAGCAACAUAGGAACUGGAUUGAGACCGUAUGACUGGAGCCAGUUUUCUUGUCAUCAACUUGCUUUAAUUUUAAGAGUUGCCCCAUUAGGCCCUACUGCCAUAAAGGACUUACUCAACCUAAUUGUUUUCUUCAAGUCCAACAAAGCCUUCCAGGUGGCCUCCAUACUACACGUCAGGGGCCCACAUUACCGCUUCUGGAUAGUGUUGCACACUGCCAAAGUUUCCUUGCUUUUGCACAGCUCCCCCACUUUUUUGGGGAUAGUUUUGGUACAUAAUUGGGAGGCUCACUAAUCUUAUAGAAACUAGUUUUGUAAUGGGAAGAAGUGGGCACUUGAGCUCCUUUCAAACUUGGGAAAGCCCCUUUCUGUCAGGGUGGCCGAUGCCUCAUCAGGAAGAUGUGUGUGCCAGCCUCUCAAGAGCUUCUUUCCAUGCUGACGUUCAGGAUCAUGAAUUGUCUAUGUGUACGUUCAGGCCCUGGCCUAAAGCCAUCUACUUGGUAUUUUCCUAAUGACUGAGUUAUUCCAUGCCUUGGGAGUACUCUGAUGCUGGCCCAUGUGAAGUUUGUAAAUUGGGUGCUAUCAAUGUGAUACCACAGGACCAGCCAUGAAAAAGCAAAGUUCCCUCUUCUGAUAAAGGGGUCAUCAGGACUGACUAGUCACGGCUGCCUUUUGUGCCGGCCGCACAUCAGUUCUUCCUUCUCAGUGGUUGGCUGCCCCACUGGGGGACCAGUCAUAAAGGAGGAUUGUGACUUCCUCCAGGUGUCUCUAAGGACUACAGUGCCCUGAAGAGUCGUAAAUCACCCCACUUGGAAUGGCAUCUUGCAUGUCUGGAAAAGGGCUCCAUUUGGCUCCAACCCACCCCCUUCCACCCAAGUGAUGCAACUUCACUUCCUCGAGCAUACUCUCCAGAGAACGCAAGAACGCUCUCUCUCCAAAGGAUGCACCUUUCUUCCAGCUGCUUGUUUCCCCUUAAGCCAGUACACAGAAUUAAAGGGGGAAGAUGGCAAACAUUUUCUGGGACCUGUCCAAUAUAUGUAUUCUUUGACAUUUUUAUUUGGUUAUAAAACAAUAAAAGGUGUAA